AUGACAGAGUCUCUAUCGGUCACUUUGGAAGCGCUGCAACUGCAAAGGGCAGCGCAAGUGAACAUGGCAGACUCGGCAUCCGUGAAAGGAAGCGCACGAAUUGCCCAGAAGCCCAAGAAUUUCUUUGGCUACUUCGUGAUUUAUGCCCAAGCUACUCCAACCAAGUUCGACAUCGCGCUGCUCAUUACCGGCUUGAUCUUUGCCAUUGCCUCUGGUGUCCCAUUUCCUCUGCUGGGCAUUAUAUUCGGCCAGCUCAUCGAUGACUUCAACUCAGAGACAUGCAAUGCCUCAGCCACGACACCGGCAAGCCCUGCCGAGGCCGCGUUCUUUGACGACCUUCCAUCCGGCGAAGUCUUAUCGCGACUGAACGGCGAUAUCCAGACCAUCCGCUCGGGCACCUCGGAAAAAGUAGGCAUCUGUAUCUCCAGUGUCUCGUUCUUCGUGACUUCGUAUGUGGUGGCUUUCAUAAAGGAUGCAAAACUGGCGGGCAUCUUGGUCUCCCUGGUUCCAGCAUAUUUUAUCAUGUCCCUCGUGGGAGGCUGGUUUAUUGAGAAAUACUCGCGACACAUGUCGAACUGUUUCGCAGCUGCUUCAUCGAUUGCCUCGGAGGGUUUGUCGAACGUUGUAGUCGUGCAUGCCUUCAACGCCAAUGAUCGACUGGAGAAUAAGUUCACGGCUCAUCUGCGCAGAGCGAGAAACGAAUGCCUGAAAAAGGCCUUGGCUACCGGUGUGCAGGCCGGCCUGAUGUAUUUCAUCGCCUAUGCGGCCAAUGCUCUGGCCUUCUGGCAGGGCAGUCGCACAAUUGCCGAUACCGUGGCAAAUAACAGUCAUGGAACCUCGGUUGGAUCAAUUUUCACGGUUAUCUUCAUUUUGGUUGAUGCAACACUUGUUCUCAGCCAGGUCGCACCUUUUCUGCAGAUAUUUGGCGCAGCAUCUGCGGCAUUCACCAAAUUGAAGCAAGACAUGGAUCGCCAGUCUGUAAUUGACGGUACAUCAAAUUCGGGGAUCCCACUUCCUCCUUCCACUGCGGGCCACUUCGAGCUGCGAAAUGUCUCGUUUACAUAUCCUUCGCGCCCAGAACGACUAGCUCUCCGUAACGUCUCUCUAGAAUGCCCAGCCGGAAAGCAAACUGCUAUUAUCGGUCUUUCCGGCAGUGGAAAAUCAACGAUCGCAAGCUUGAUGCUUCGGUUGUACGAUGCCACCGAAGGAUCGAUGCUGCUGGACGGUCAGGAUGUGCGAGACCUCAACACGCGCCAACUGCGGAGCUGUAUUGCAAUAGUGCAACAGGAGGCAACGCUACUUGAUCGGUCAAUCUUGGAGAAUAUCGCCCAUGGCCUCGUCAACUCGGCCUCUCCCGCACACGAUCAUCUUCAUGCCACAUUAGUAGGCCCUCGGCUUGCUGCAGUGGCUGCUGCAAUUCGCAAUGGCCAACAGGCUUCCGACGCUGCCCAGGCCCAUGGAUCCGAGGUGGUGGAGAUUGUCGAGAUGGUUCAGCAUGCGGCAACGCUCGCAGACGCUGCGCGCUUUAUUGAUAACCUGUCGGAAGGCCUCGGUACUAUAGUAGGAUCCAACGGCACCUUGCUAAGCGGUGGCCAGAAACAGCGAAUUGCCGUUGCGCGAGCACUGGUGAAGGACCCCAAAGUUUUGAUCCUGGACGAAGCCACAGCCUCUCUUGAUUCCAAAAGUGAAAAGGAGAUCCUGGCAGCUGUGAGCCGCUGCUCCGAGGGAAGGACAAUGAUCUCUAUUGCGCACCGUCUCUCGACAAUUCAAAAGGCAGACAAGAUUAUUGCCAUGCGGGAUGGAGAGGUAGUGGAAGAAGGAAACCACUCCGAGCUCAUGGCCAAGCAGGGUGCUUAUGCCGGUCUUGUCCAGAUGCAGAAUCUCAACACUCAACCGUCUGAAGGUACUAAUUCCAGUUCGAUUGAUAUCAAUCAGUCCGAGCAAUCCAGGAAUGAAAGUCCCAUGGAGCUCGCCAAGAGCAAGAGUAAGGAGCUCGUCUCUAUUGACGCCAGCGAGAAACCACCAACAUCACCGUCUUCAGAAGAUCGCUCCCAAAAGCCAAAAAAGGAGUCUGUCUGGAGCCUUGCCAGUGGCAUGUUUCCCAUUAUGCGCCCCCAUCUGCUCAUCGCAUUCCUGGCCCUCAUCGGCGCAAGUAUCGUUGGCGCUGCCUUUUUAGCCGAGGCAGUGAUCUUUGGCAACACAGUCGGCAGCCUGACCCCAUGUGAAACGCCUGAAUAUAUUCGUUCCCGUGGGAACUUUUUCGGCUUGAUGUUCUUCGUGCUGGCUAUUAUCGAAUUCUUCGCCAAUAUCGUUAUCUGGGUGGGCUUUGGGUUGGUGGCUGAAAAGUCUAUCUACACAAUCCGCUCGGAGAGUCGUACGCCAACCGGACUACUGGGAUACAUCACGAACGAUGGCAAUCAGAUUGCGGGCCUCAGCGGCUCGGUCAUCGGCAUCAUAUUCUCGAUCUGUAUCAACCUUGUCGUGGCUGUGAUCAUGACACUGAUUAUUGCCUGGAAAAUAGCCCUGGUCUGUAUCGCUGUCGUACCUCUUCUUCUCGGCGUGGGUGUGAUGCAGCUCCACGUCCUGGCUCAGUUUGAAGAGCGCCACAAAAACGCAUUCAACCAAUCCGUCAGUAUUAGUGUGGAAGCAAUCAACUCCAUCCAGACAAUUGCUUCUCUGUCACUUGAGAAUGAAACCCUGGCCGUUUAUCGUCGCACGCUUCACGGCCCCCGACGAGAAACCACCGCGAUCAGUCUGCACGCCAACCUCUGGCUAGGAUUGGCAUAUUUCCUCGGAAAUCUGUCUUACGCACUGGCCUUUUGGUGGGGCUCAAAGCAGAUCUUUAACGGGACGUAUAGCCAGACUCAAUUUAUUAUUGUGAUGUUUGCGCUGCUGGUGAGCGCCCAGCUCUGGAGCCAGAUGUUUGCGCUGGCCCCUGAGGUAUCUAAUGCUCGAGCUGCGGUGGCAAGAGUUCUCGGCAUCCUGGAGAUUGGAUCCUCUGGUGCAACCGGAGCCUCAAUGCAUGAAGCCACGACCGCAAAGGAUAUUGAGGCUUUCGGGACGACUAGAUCAGUCGCCGCAAAUGCGCAAGGCGGUAUGGACGUCGAGCUCCGCGAUGUCAACUUCUCCUACCCAGCGCGCCCCCGCGCACCUGUGCUGCGAGGACUGAAUGUCCAUGUCCGCCCCGACCAAUUCUGCGCGUUGGUUGGACCCUCAGGGGCCGGGAAAUCAACCAUCAUCUCCUUGGUGGAACGCAUGUACCUCCCGAUCUCGGGGGCAAUUCUUAUCGAUGGAACAGACAUCACGCACCGCAGCGAUAUCUCUUUCCGAGACAACAUCGCUUUGGUCCCGCAAGAGGGGGUGCUUUUCGAGGGCAGCGUGCGGUUCAAUGUGUCACUAGGCGCCCGUCCCGGUACCGAAGUGUCCGACGAAGAGAUUGUGCAAGCCUGCAAGCUGGCCAACAUUCAUGACACUAUUGCCAGUCUCCCACAGGGCUACGAUACCCCGUGUGGUGCCAAUGGUAGUAUGCUUUCUGGUGGCCAGAAGCAGCGUCUGGCUAUUGCGCGUGCGCUGGUACGCAAGCCCGGACUGCUGAUCUUAGAUGAACCUACUAGCGCCCUGGAUGCUGAGUCGGAGAAACUCCUGCAGGAGGGACUGGAGGUGGCGUCGCGAGGUAUCAGUGUCUUGGCCAUUGCGCACCGACUGCACACUAUUCGCAAGGCUGAUACCAUCUAUCUGAUUGAAGGGGGUGUUUGUGUUGAUGCGGGCACUCAUGAUGAGUUGUUUACCCACUCUGAAAGCUAUCGCACCAAUGUGCUCAGUCAGACAUUUGGAGGAUGA
Messenger RNA from Penicillium alfredii, 3840 nucleotides. RefSeq names its product ABC transporter ATP-binding protein. The coding region runs from base 1 to 3840 and encodes 1279 amino acids. The record is from RefSeq and is a predicted model, not a curated record. Gene Ontology annotation, cellular component: membrane. Gene Ontology annotation, molecular function: ATP hydrolysis activity; ATP binding; ABC-type transporter activity. Gene Ontology annotation, biological process: transmembrane transport. Lineage: Eukaryota; Fungi; Ascomycota; Eurotiomycetes; Eurotiales; Aspergillaceae. The transcript has 5 exons.